GUCCUUUAUCAACCCCCAAAACGGAAAGAUGUUCAAACUGUUUGGGAUCCGGAAAGGUUAUGUGCCCUACGUGUCUUUGCACCGGAAUGGCAAUGGCAAGCGAACACGACCCACGAAUUGAUCCAUUUGAUUAGAGUCCAAACAGAAUGUCUGGAGACAAAAAUCCGAGUUCGUUUACUAUUGGAAACACAGCACAAGAGAAGGGUUUGGAUUAUGUUCCGGAAUGUUACGUCGUUUCGCCUUCGAAAUCUUCAAGUUCGGGCACUGAGAAAGCUCGAAUUCCGACCAUCGAUAUGUCUCGGUUAAGAAUGAAUGGCAAUAAACGCUCAAUCGCCAUUGAAGAACUUGGUGAAGCUUGUCGCCAUAGGGGCUUCUUUCAAGUUGUGAACCAUGGGAUUAGCCAAUCUAUUCUCGAUGAAGCACUCGCAAUGGCGCUCGGUUUCUUCGAUCUGCCAAGUGAAGAGAAGCUUAAAUUCAAGUCAAAUGACGUUUACAACCCGGUACGGUACGGCACAAGCUUGAAAGACGGUGCUGACAAGGUCCAAUUUUGGAGAGUUUUCCUCAAGCAUUAUGCACAUCCCUUGGAUGCCUGGAUUGAUUCAUGGCCCCAUAACCCUCCUCAAUACAGGGAGAAAAUGGGUAAAUAUUGUGCACAAGUUCGAAACCUCGCCCUCGAACUAAUGGGAAUGAUCAUUGAAAGUCUCAGGAUAUCCCCGAAUCGACUAACCCCGAAAAUGGACCGUGGCAUGCAAAUCAUGGCAGUAAACUGUUACCCGCCAUGUCCUAAACCAGAAAUGGCAUUAGGGUUACCACCACAUUCAGACUACACUUGUUUAACCAUUAUCUUACAAAGCUCAACAGGUCUUGAAAUAUUGGACACUGAUGAUGGAAAUUGGAAAAUGGUCCCUGAACUUCAUGGUGCAUUACAAGUUCAUAUAGGUGACCAUUUUGAAGUGAUGAGCAAUGGGGUAUACAAAAGUGUGGUUCAUAGGGCUACAUUGAACAGUGAAAAAACUAGGAUUUCCAUUGCAAGUUUACAUAGUUUGGGGAUGGAUGAUAAAAUGGAAACCGCUAAUGAACUUAUCGAUGAACAAAAUCCAAAGAGGUAUAAAGAAAGUAGUUUUAGGGAUUUCUUGGAUUUUCUUGCAAAUAAUGAUAUUGCUGAUGGGAAACACUUCAUUGAUACACUUAAAAUUUAAAAAUAUAAAAAAUAGGUUUUUUUUUUUUUGGUAUUGGGAAAAAUGGGUUUACUGUUUAGUUUCUGGGUUUUUAUGAUAUUAAGAGGUCUGUUUGUUUCGUGGGAAAAGUUGUAGUUUUUUUGGGGAACUUUUAUUUUCACUCUGUUCUUUUUGGGGAUCCCCUGUUUCUCUGUAAUUUGAUA
Messenger RNA from Gossypium raimondii (Peruvian cotton), 1381 nucleotides. RefSeq names its product flavanone 3-dioxygenase 3. The transcript has 5 exons. NCBI's taxonomy places the organism in Eukaryota, Viridiplantae, Streptophyta, Magnoliopsida, Malvales, Malvaceae. The record is from RefSeq and is a predicted model, not a curated record. The coding region runs from base 147 to 1199 and encodes 350 amino acids.